Molecule: messenger RNA, 4544 nt
Organism: Branchiostoma floridae (Florida lancelet)
Lineage: Eukaryota; Metazoa; Chordata; Leptocardii; Amphioxiformes; Branchiostomatidae
Product: neuromedin-K receptor-like
Exons: 5
Coding region: 541-1671 (376 amino acids)
Biological process (GO): G protein-coupled receptor signaling pathway
Cellular component (GO): plasma membrane
Molecular function (GO): tachykinin receptor activity
Source: RefSeq, a predicted model, not a curated record
CGGCAUUAGGAAGGAGAGACGGAGGCCGCCAAGACAAGCUGCACACUGUUUCCUUCAACUGAUGAAAUAGGUGGCGUGACAAGUUGUGCAGGGAGUACAGGGAGCUGUAGAAAUUGCAGGGGCAAGAGAAAGAGUGUAAGAGGAGAAACAACACUGGAUGAAACAAAGAAAGCAUGCAUGUAAAAAACGUGCAUUACAAAAUGUUUAUCUAGGGUUACAGUUUACUCCUAAGCAGCGUGGAGCAUUGUGGCAAUUGUGGAACUUUGAUUGCGAGAAGUAACUGUCAUUAUUUGCCAUAUGCACCGAAUUCACCCACUGCACUUACUGUUCUUGUGACACGUCGAGUGGGUCAAACUGUCCAUCGUUACUUUGAGGUUCACAUUCAGAGGUUCAUUGCUAAUAGAUUUGAUAGAUUUACUACAUCCUUUCGUUGACUAUGAGGCCACUAGAGACACAAAAAAGGUCAGGAUUAGAAAGCAGUUACCGUUAGGGUUAGCUUAGUUUCAGAUAGUUUUACCAUCAGACCUCAGAUUAUCCAAGAUGGACAAUUUUAUCAAUGAGUCCACCCAUGUUGUGGAAAACUCGACCGGUGAGCCAUUUUCCGCUACAAACCAGUUCAAACUGCCUGAGUGGCAGGUGGCACUCUGGAGUUUUCCUUACACAGCCAUUGUGCUGGCGGCAAUCGUUGGAAACGGCAUAGUCAUCUGGGUCGUGCUUGCCCACGCCAACAUGCGGACAGUCACCAACUACUUUCUAGUCAACCUAGCCUUCGCCGACGUCAGUAUCGCCAGUUUCAACACCAUCUUCACAUUUACCUUCUCCGUCACUGGGGACUGGUACUACGGGAAAUUCUACUGUUACUUCAUGAACUUUGUCCCCACCACGGCGGUAUCAGCCAGUAUCUACACCCUCACGGCUAUCUGCCUGGAACGCUACAUUGCCAUCGUUCACCCUCUCAAGCCUCGGAUGUCCAGGGUGUGCGCCAAGUCUGUCAUCAUUGCCAUUUGGCUGUGCGCUGCCACCGUGAACGUCCCUCUCUGUAUAUAUUCUCACUUCUACACAUUCAAGUACAGGGAGGAGGAAUGGUCUGUCUGCAGAUUCCAAUGGCCUGAUGACAACGUAAAGUUCUGGUAUGAUGUUGGCCUGAUGACCAUCAACUACUUCAUGCCGCUCCUGGUCAUGGCGGUGGCUUACUCCAUCGUGGGCUUCACUCUCUGGGCCGGCAAGAUCCCGGGGGAGGCCACCCAGCGGCACCUGGAGCAGAUGAAGGCGAAGAGAAAGGUUGUGAAGAUGAUGGUGAUCGUGGUGGUGACGUUCUGUGUCUGCUGGCUCCCGUACCACGUCUUCUUCCUGCUUCCUCCCGGCUACAAGGAGUGGAAACACAUCCAGCAAGUCUAUCUCGCUGUCUUCUGGCUGGCUAUGAGCAACUCCAUGUAUAACCCAUUCAUCUAUUGUUGGCUCAACAAAAGAUUCCGAUAUGGAUUCCAGACGGCGCUUCGAUGGUGUCCCGGCGUCCCGGCUCCGAAAGACCCCGACUCGAGUCUAAAGAUGAACCGUUUUACCAAGAGCACGAGCACGCAGAUCAGCACAGUGCGGCUCCACACCAUCCACAAGAGCGUCUCCGCCGGCAGCCGCAUCGCUCGACGGGUUAGCGAAACGAGUGUGGUGUGAACGGCGAGCAUGCAAAACCGUUCCGCAGUGUCACAGUGCAGACACUGCGGUACAUACACGGUCCCGAAAUGUGUCAAUUGCAACGGAUGCAGAAUAAUUGUUGUAUGAACAUCUGAACUCUUACCUGCGCAAAUAAUGUAUGUAUCAUUGCAUCUCUGUAUGCUCUAGCAUAACUCGAGAAGGCCUGGAUGGAUUGUCUGGAUAUUUGGUAUGUGGAUACGGCUUGAUAAGACCUGAAGAUUGUUUGAUGGCCUCCUAGCGGCUUGUUCCGGUACUGCAGAGGAACUUCAGUUUUUGAUAUCUUGUGCUGUGGUCGUAUAUGGCUCUUAGGAUAAGGUGGGGUCACAGAUGCGUAUAUUUUCAAGUGCGCAUGAUUUCCGCACGAAAUUUUGUCAAUACCCGGCCGAACGCCCAACAGUUGGAAUUUAUUUGGAAUAAAUUAAAUUGUACGUCGAGCCAAUAUGGCGUUUGAAUUUCGAAUUCAGCGUUUCCAUUUCGCAUGAGGUGCGUAUGAUUGCAUAUAAAAUGCGCAAGAGAAUUUUCCGUGCUGCGAAUAGCUGCGUAUGAGGUGCGUAUGUUGGGCGUUUUCCGGACGCACACAACGUCUACCAACCGCAUGCCUUAAGCACCUGGUGCUAAUUGCAUUCCAGACGCAUUUCCGGUGUGUCAGUGGAACAGUUUCUAUUACAUAUACUUUUGUCUGCGAGCAUUGUCAAUAGAGCAUUUUUGUUAGAGGAACACAUUCUGUUUUUAGGCAGUACAAGUAGAACAUUGAUAAGUAAACAGUGGAGAGUUUUUUGUUUUAAUUCAUUUGCGAAGCAGUGAAGCAGUGACACGGUACUUUUACAGUAAUGUGGGUCAUGAUUUACAUUUAGAAAUUAUAUGCACUGUCAAGAUUGUGUUUGUUUUAACUUUGUCCUUAAUGAUUCCCUAUAUCAUCUUAAUAUUUCAACUACUGUAAAAAUCACACUCAUACACACCGCAAAACGUAUUCAAGAUGUUUAUCAAACACGUAAAUCAAACAAUUAUGAAAUCUUAUGCCCUCUUUCAAAGUUGUAAUAUGUCUCUAUUUUGCACCUUUAUAUCAUUUGGUUCUACAAAGAAAAAAGUAGUAUUAUCAGCAAAUAGAGUCAAAUAUCUGUUACACAAAAUGACACGUGUGUUACACAAAUUGACCCAGUGCUUCAGCAGGUUCCUCUGCAUCUUCCUUUCCCUGGAGGCUCUGUUGGGACCAGUUACAUUCAUGGUGUCCUGCAAGUUGUGACCAUCUCUCCAUGCCCCCGGUACAAAUUCGCCGGUCCUGGCCUGAAUCUGCCAUCUUGAGAUGAUCGGUUUUGUCUGGACCUUCGUAUUUAUUCCAAAUCUGGAGUGUGUGUCGAUCACGCUAUCAGUACGCGUAGUAUGCGCAACCCGAUCGCAGAACGUACGGUACUAAAUCGUGAUCUAUGUGGGCAUUCGUUAUACGAUCGUUCAUGGUGCGUUUUGUCUGCGCUGUAAGUACGCUAUGUACUCGCAAUACCGCGAUAUCCGUACAGCGUAUAAAGCGCAAACAUAUAGCGUCUUCAUACCGCACUCGCCAUCGUGGGACCACUGCAUUGCGUAUUCAUGACGUUUAGGCAACCAAACUGCGUACAAACGAUAGUUUUGUGCAUGUCCAAAACUACCGGGCGUGCUGGGCGUAUAUUUUCGUUUCCCUGCGUACUUGAAACUAUCUAAAAACGAUUCAGAUGCGUUUGAGGUGCGUCUUGUGCGUGCGGCCGCGUAUGGAAGAAAUUACUUUUAAUUAGCCAAAAUGUCAAAACGGAACUCGUGCGGCUUGAAAACAUACGCUGGUGUGACCUCACCUGUAGAAAGUGACUUGGGGGGAAGGGCUCAGUGGCCGCUUUUUUACACGCAGGAGAAGGUUUUGUUUGAGAUUGGAAAGAGAAAAACAAUAGCAACAGUGUAAUAUGUAUCAACACAUAUGAUUCAGCGCAAUGUGAACCAGGAAUACUUGCCUGAGGAUGUUGACAGACGGUCACCAAAACGUGGGUUGAACAAAACACCAGGUACAAAGGAUCUUGUUAUUCAGACAUACGAACCUGAUAAGACUAUUCACGGAUAUGGAAUGGAGAAUUUUCUCAUGUGGAAAAACAUUAAAGACAAACAGUCAUUAUCUUCCUACCAAGCCACCUGCGCCUUGUAAUCUUACAACGAUGGUAUGAUACAGUCAGCAAUGACGCGGUGAAAUACUAGCUUGUUUUGUCGACAGCUUUGUCGCUUUUGUCCCUUGCUUUGCAAGAAUUCUCCAUCGCAACAGAAAACAAGAGUCCGUAGAACACAACCCUCCGUAAGGUAAUCAUAGUGUUUCGUUGAAGGUUAGGAUUUUUGAUACACUGUUUGCGAUGUAAAUUGUCCUCUGAGCUGGUGUUGUUUGGCUACGAUCAGAUGUCAAGUGUAUGUGCCGCACUACUUUCAAGACAGGUGUGUCAUUCUAAUAUUUUCAAUAUUUUAGAAAACUGCCAAAAAUUGCAUGGAUCAACAAAACCUAGGUGCCUUCCAACAUGCUAAAAUUCAUGGAAAGGAUAUAAGUUACAGCAAACGGAUAAAAGCAGACAAAUACAUUUGAUUCUGAUUUGCAUGAUUAGUGUUAAAUCAAUUACGUAGCAAAAACCAUGCCAUUGGUCAAACCAUUCUUGAGUUAUUCUCGCUCCUUUAAAAUCUGAAACAAAAUCGGGUCCUGCAGUUUCCAAAGCCACUAGAGAACACAAACCGCUAGGGGGUCCAAACUCACAGCACUUACUCUCUGUCCCAAGGGCUAUCUACCACUCAAAAAUCACGACCACAGCAUGUUCAAACGAGAUAUGUCAAAAAUUAAAGUUUUGCUGCAGUAC